CAUCCGGAGAAUGUCUCGAAGAACUCGACCACUUCCGGUUUCUGCAGCGCUCGCUCAUUAGUUCCGACCAACCAAACAAAGCUCAGCGGGAGCUCUGUCUGCAGCCCAGGCAGAAACAUCUCGACCUCUGAACCAGAAUCCGCUCGACCCACUGAACCGCCUCCAAUCGUUUCUGUAUCGCCCGCUUUCUGGCGACCGGAUUGUGAUUUCAGCCGCUGCGCAACGAGCGGAGCUAACGUUGCCUCUGCCGCCAUCCAGCCUGCUGCGGGAUGACGAGCCAGCUGCUGGGCAGCGUGUCAGCCGCGAAACGGGCCUGGUAGGCGGGUGUGAGAAGAGGUUUGGCUCCCUGGUGGAAGUGGGACGUGAUCGGAAGUUUAGAGAGAUUGGCGGAGUGACACUAGCAACCAUUGUGGAGUGUCAGUGUCUGGGAUCAUGAGCGCCCCCUGCCAUGAGGCUAGAGAACUGCCUGCCUCACCUCCAGUUCUCUGGUUUCUUAUUGCUGCUCAGCACGAAACACGUUGCACACACAGUUGGAGCUUCCUCAGCCGCUCGGUGACUCCCUGACUGAUCGCCCCGCCGCCAUGAGCGCCAUGCGUGUGGACGCCAAGGUGGUGAUGCUGGGAAAGGAGAGCGUGGGGAAGACGAGCCUGGUGGAGCGAUAUGUCCACCACCGCUUCCUGGUGGGGCCGUACCAGAACACCAUCGGUGCUGCAUUUGUGGCCAAACCCAUCCAGGUCGCAGACAGAGUCAUCACUUUGGGGAUUUGGGACACGGCCGGAUCGGAGCGCUACGAGGCCAUGAGCCGGAUCUACUACAGAGGAGCCCGGGCCGCCGUGGUCUGCUAUGAUCUGACGGACAGCAGCAGCUUCCAGAGAGCCCGGUUCUGGGUGAAGGAGCUGCAGAACUGUGAGGAGCACUGUAAAAUCUACGUGUGCGGCACAAAGAGUGACCUGAUCGAAGGAGAGCGCGCUCUGCGGCAGAUCGACUUCCACGACGCGCAGGACUUCGCAGAAGAUGUCGGUGCUCAGUAUUUUGAAACUUCCAGUAAAACAGGAAAAAACGUCGAUGAAUUGUUCCAGAAAGUUGCCGAGGAUUUCAGCAGCUCAGCUUUCCAACUCCUGCCUGAGGAAACCGGCGUCGACUUGGGUCAGAAGAAAGACUCGUAUUUGUACUCCUGUUGCCAUGGAAAGUGAUGCGGGAAGAGCAGCUGGAGGAUUACUCUGCUCCGUCAGUCUGGGUCUGCUGGCAGCCAAUCACAGAGCAGAACCCAGACUCCAUCUUUGUUUUUCUUUGUGAUCGCAGCAGAAGAGACGGAAAACGGAGAUCCGGACGCUCAUCUAGAGUCACCAACAAACACCGAGGAGAAGAAGAAGGUUCGUUCAACAGCCUCACUUCGUCCAUGUUCACCACUUUUUCUGCCACGACAGCCUUGGAUGUACGAAGAAAAGCAACAGUCAGCCUUCGUUGGUCUCACAUUGCUGCGAAAUCCACAUUUUCUGACAGAAAAACUGCAACUUCAGUCAAAGGAAACCAGUUAUGGUUGUUUUUCAGCUCAGUUUGUUAGAAACAUUCAGAGAAGAAUGUGACCGUUAAAGCAACGUCUAAAACAUGAAGGUUUACAAUUUAUCAAGUUAUUAAAUAGCAAAACACUAAUGUACAUUUUGACUUUCUAUCACAGCAGAGUUUUCACCUCCUUAUGGGAAAUCUGACGCAUCAACUUUGCACUACGAGCUGCGACUGUCAGAAAUAACAUGGUGUCGGUUGCCGGUUGGUGUCGGUUGCCGGUUGGUGUCGGUUGCCGGUUGGUGUCGGUUGCCGGUUGGUGUCGGUUGCCGGUUGGUGUAGGUUGCCAGUUGGUGUCGGUUGCCGGUUGGUGAUGAUCUGAUCAGAUCGUCCAGAAGUUGCCGGUCGGUCUGUGGGGUUGCAGUCGGUCAGUUUCCGUUCUCAGUUUAACCCAAACUGGAAAAUCCUCCUGCUGAUUGUUGUGACGUUUGAUUUGCUAAGUUAUUGUUGCCUUCCGAGCUGCAGGGUGAAUAUUUGUUCAUGUUUUACAUUUCAUGACAUUUUGAUGCUCAGUAUUUUUUUAUCAAACGCUGAUAAAGUUGUUCAGAUUAUUUUAAAAACAAAAACUUCCUCAAUGAACAUUUUGAAAUGAUGGCGAAGCUCCAGUUACGUUUCUCUGUAUAAGUUUUAAUAAAUAAACACUAAAGAAAUCAUGAAACUUU
This is a messenger RNA of Poeciliopsis prolifica (blackstripe livebearer), 2225 nucleotides long. It is a transcript of the gene rab24, whose product is annotated as RAB24, member RAS oncogene family. The transcript has 10 exons. Lineage: Eukaryota; Metazoa; Chordata; Actinopteri; Cyprinodontiformes; Poeciliidae. Gene Ontology annotation, molecular function: GTP binding; GTPase activity. The record is from RefSeq and is a predicted model, not a curated record. The coding region runs from base 582 to 1193 and encodes 203 amino acids.